Molecule: messenger RNA, 1384 nt
Organism: Andrographis paniculata
Lineage: Eukaryota; Viridiplantae; Streptophyta; Magnoliopsida; Lamiales; Acanthaceae
Product: WAT1-related protein At5g40240-like
Exons: 8
Coding region: 23-913 (296 amino acids)
Cellular component (GO): plasma membrane
Molecular function (GO): transmembrane transporter activity
Source: RefSeq, a predicted model, not a curated record
UGCUCUGCUCGUCCAUUAAAGGAUGCCUUUGCCGACGCAGCUGCGAAGGCGCUACUGUCUAUGGGAGCUGCUGGUGUUCACCGCUAUGGUGACCGUGGAGUGCGCCAACGUCGGCGUCACCACCAUCUACAAAGCCGCAGUCACCAUGGGUUUGAACUACCACGUUUACAUGGCCUAUUCAUACGCCAUCGCCGCUGCCUUCCUCCUCCCUCUCGCUUCUCUCAUCCACAGGAAUACGCCGCUGCCUCCAUUAACCGUCGUCCUGCUCGGCAAAUUUUUCAUCCUCGGCUUUCUAGGGUUUACAGGACAAUACCUGAUGUAUUUAGGCAUAGCGUAUAGCAGUCCAACUCUCGGAUCCGCCAUGAGCAAUCUCACUCCUGCCUGCACCUUCUGCCUUGCUAUUCUCUUCAGGCUGGAAAAGCUAAAGCUGAGAAGUUUAAGUAGUCAGGCAAAGAUCAUCGGAGCUUCAGUAUCCAUUGCAGGUGCUCUAGUCGUCGUGCUCUACGAUGGCCCAAUGCUUAUACCUGCGCCUGAUAGGGACGACUUAAGAAUUUCAAUUAUCGAUCGUGUAAUGUCUGGUGCUCAAUACGAUUGGGUGCUCGGCGGCAGCUUGCUUGCUGCUGGAUACAUAGUCGCAUCCGUUUGGUACAUUUUCCAGGUUACAUAUAAUUACCAUUUUUGUGAAGGAGUACCCGGCAUAGUUCAUAUUAGUGUUCUUCUACAGUUUCUUUGCCUUCUGUCUAGCCUUGCCUGUCGGCAUUGCCUCCGAACCCCAUCUCAGCUCGUGGAUCAUUCCUACAAAUCUUCGCCUGGUGUCUGUGUUCCUAUCGGGUAUAGUUGGAACUGGAUUUGGGAUCAUGGUUCACACAUGGGGUUUGCACGUAAAGGGCCCUGUUUACGUAGCCCUGUUUAAGCCGCUGUCGAUCGCCAUUGCCGCCGCCGCAGGCGUCAUUUUCCUCGGAGAUCAGCUCUCUCUUGGCUGUGUGAUAGGAUCCAUAAUUAUUACAGUUGGAUUUUACACACUCAUGUGGGGGAAGAUGAAAGAGGGGAUGAUCGAGGAGCUGUCUCCACCGUCGGAUCAUCGUUCAGCGGCAGACUCAUCGGACGGCUCGGAUGAUAUCGUCGCGCCUCUCAUAAAACCUUGAAUUCAUUAGAAUAUGAAACCCGCAAUCCCUAUCCGAAAGUGCGCACUGAGUAAACCCCCGGCCGAACCUAAUAUCCUGCAAACCAGACCCGACGGAAAAGUCACACUAGGCGAUCCAUGUGUAACAGGUGAUCUGAGGCGUCGGAGGUUUGAACCCAUGACUUCACGGUCACAAGACCUGAGGUGUCCGAUAUAAUUGUUUUCUUUAUAUAGCAUCUAUUAUGCUAAUUUUUAUUUGUU